AUGAUGUUCUUACCAACCGCAACGCUCACUCUUAUCUGGCGAGGUAUAGCUAGGUUGCUACGCUUUAACGAACAAUCUGUCGCCUUUAUUCCCAAAACCUACGAACAACAAUCUAUCGACUCAAUCCCCAAAAUCUACGAAGAGCAAUCUGUCGACUUCAUUCCCAGAACCUACGAAGAAGAUAUAAGGAAGAGAGGAGUGGAGCCGGCAGCUCGUUCGCUCAGACUUGUGUACCAUUCCGCUCACCGCGAAUGGCAUGUCAAGGUUACCUUUAAAGGCACGCUUCAAGCGGUCCAGACAAGCACUUUUGCGUCAAAACCUGAACGGCGAACACAACUCGUGAACCUCUGCCUCUGUAUUGACUUUGACCGCCUGGAGCUCCUAGACGACACAGUCACCGAGCUUAUCAUUACAUACCAGCAAGGUGCGACCACUACCACUCGAUCAUGCCAGACGAUACAUUUCAAGUCAACGCCAGACAUAGAAUCAGAGUACGCCUCUAUUGCCAACCGACUAUGUGUUAUCAUACGAAAAGACCCAUACCGUGUACGAUUUCCAACGUUCGAAAAUACCGUCGAUCCUAUUCACACAAGAGACUUGUCGCAAAUAACCAAAACACAAGAGUUUAGCAUGGGCGUCUGUAAGGCAUGCGUGAAUAGUGAUGAGACUACAUAUGUAUACAAGGAAGUGGACAGGCCCCUAUAUGAACCAAGAGAUACUAACGUGCUGGAACAAGAGUUGCAUAACUUGAAACUAUUGCGUGGCAUUGAAGGUGUCGCGCAACUCGUUGCUGCUGUUGUUUCCGGGAAUCCGUACCAAACUAUAAAAACCAGUAAAGUGGAUAAUCAGACUGUCUUGCGGGGGAUUUUACUUGAGUAUCAUUCGAAUGGCACGUUGGAGGAUGUACUACGGUCGCAAACGAAGAAACGUCCCUGGCGUCAAUGGGCUCUUCAACUCACUGAUACACUCAGCAAACUUCACGCAUACUGUAAUGGUAAUUUUGGGAUUAUCACGGGGCAAAUAUUUGAAUAG
Messenger RNA from Pseudogymnoascus destructans, 1032 nucleotides. RefSeq lists its product as uncharacterized. Bases 1 to 1032 code for a protein of 343 amino acids. The record is from RefSeq and is a predicted model, not a curated record. Lineage: Eukaryota; Fungi; Ascomycota; Leotiomycetes; Thelebolales; Thelebolaceae. The transcript has a single exon.